Messenger RNA from Drosophila novamexicana, 1367 nucleotides. Its product is annotated as proteoglycan 4. Bases 1 to 1179 code for a protein of 392 amino acids. NCBI's taxonomy places the organism in Eukaryota, Metazoa, Arthropoda, Insecta, Diptera, Drosophilidae. The transcript has a single exon. The record is from RefSeq and is a predicted model, not a curated record.
AUGAAGGUUCUAACAAUUGCGGUAUUCGCGGUUCUCUGCGCCGUGGUCCCUGCCAGGCCCAAUGGCUUUGGUUGGGGACGCUACCAUGGAGGCUGGGCAGGAAAUGUUCAGCGUGGCGGCUGGAAUGGCAACGGUGAUCAGUGGCAUGGUAACUCAGGUAGCUGGGGCAACAAUUUGGAUCAUGGCCGCUGGAAUCGUAAUGGGGAUAGAUGGCAUGGCAACUUUGGCGGUUGGCAUAGCGAUGUCAACGGUUGGCAUAGAGACGAGCGCUGGGAGCAUCAUAACAAGCAUGAAAUUCGCACUGAACAGCCGCCAGCACCGCCAAGCACUCCAGAACCUCCAGAAUCAACGCCUGAGGAACCCCAAACGCAAUCCACCCAGGCCCCGGAAGAGUCAACCCCAGAAACGCCAGAGAAAUCUACCCAGGCACCAGAAGUAUCUACGCCUGAUGUACCUGAGGAGACUACUCCGGCGCCAGAAGAGCCCGUAGAAACCACUAAAACCCCAGAGGAACCAGAGGAUUCAACAACCGAAGGUUCGGGUGACCCUGACGAAACCACUCAGGCACCAGAAGACCCAACUGAGACUACCCAGACACCCGAAGAGCCUGAGAAAUCAACUAAGGUACCCGAAGAACCGACAGAAACUACACAGGCACCCGAAGAGUCUACCCAGACACCCGAAGAGCCUGAAGUGUCUACCAAGGGAACAGAGGAACCUGAAGAGUCAACCACGGCACCCGAAGAGUCUACCCAGGCACCCGAAGACCCUGAAGUGUCUACCAAGGGAACAGAGGAGCCUGAAGAGUCAACCAAGGCACCCGAAGAGUCUACCCAGGCACCGGAAGAGCCUGAAGUGUCUACCAAGGGAACAGAGGAGCCUGAAGAGUCAACCAAGGCACCCGAAGAGUCUACCCAGGUACCGGAAGAGCCUGAAGUGUCUACCAAGGGAACAGAGGAGCCUGAAGAGUCAACCAAGGCACCCGAAGAGUCUACCCAGGCACCGGAAGAGCCUGAAGUGUCUACCAAGGGAACAGAGGAGCCUGAUGAGUCAACCAAGGCACCCGAGGAGCCGGCCGAGACUACCAAGGCACCCGAAGCAUCAACGACCGAGGGUUCCGGCGAAUCCGCUGAGUCAACGACUGAAUCAGUGGAGGGCAGCGGAUCGGCAAGUGCAUAAGUACUCCCUAAGAAGCACAAGUAGGAAUUUAAUUAUAAGUUCGAUGUAACGUGAAGAUAGCAAAAGAAGGCAAUUGAAAACCAAGUGAUGGUUUUUUUGUAUAGUUAAGGAACGAAAUGAUAUGUUAUUAUAAGUAGUUGGUUUUAUUCUAAUUAUACGAUUGAGAAAUCACAUAUUCCACACUUUAC